UUUUGUUAAUGAGAUUAAAGAUAGUUUAUUUGUAUAUAUUGAAGUUUACCAUAUUAUUGCUUAGUUUAGGAACAUUAGGUUGCCAUGUUGCUCAACUUGUAUUAUUAAAUCAAUUAUCUGAUAAAACUGGAUCAUGGUGGCCACAUUAUGUACCUUAUAUUUUAUACUAUGCUGGAACAAUAUCUUCUGUUUUGUCGUCUACUGUAUUAUUAUUCUUAAAUUGUAUGCUUCUUCUUCCAAAAUUACUUUGGUACGACUGUUUGAUUAGUAUAAUCAAUAUGCUAUUAUUUGUUUCUAUUAUUAUCUAUAUUUCACUCAAGUCAGGAGUGAUUCCUUGGACAGGAAACAUAGAAAAACAAUUUUCAUCAACUACAAAAGGCUACGUUACUUAUUGUUCUAACUACGAUGAUGACAACAUGUUGAUUCGAUGCUGGUUAAGUAAUGGAGAAUGGCUUGGUAUAGUUAUUAUAGGAUUUUUCUGGCUUUUAUUAUCUGCCUAUUCAAUUCUCUUUAAAAAAUGUUUAAUUAUUGAAGAUGAAUAUUAUGACUUUAAGAAUGAUAUUCCUAUGACUAAACCAGAAAUACUUACUUCUACACAAAGAUUGAACUCUUUACCACCUGUAAUGGCUACAACAAAAACAGAACUUAUAUCCUAUCCUCCUUAUCAAGAUCAGCGGGAUAAUUACUAUCACAAUACAUCAGAAAUAACAACUCCUACUCAACAACAGUCUGUGACUCAUGAUGUCGCUUAUGAAUACAAUUUAAAUGAUGACUUAUAUCCGAUAACAAAGCACCAAUACGUGAAUAAUAUACCACAUCAAACAUUAUAUGAAAUGAAUAUGCCUAGAAGAAUGUCUAAAACUUUUAUAGACGAUGAAGAUGAACCAAUACAGCAACAAAAAUCUGAUCUUAUACAUGAUAGAACAGUCAUUUCUUCUUCGUAUUCACAACAACAAUAUUAAAUCAAUUCAUAACAACUACAAGACGUUAAUCUAUUAUCAUGUAUAUGUCUAUACGCGUAUUUAUAUGUAUUUACGAUAACACUUGUAGUUACCUUUUUG
Cokeromyces recurvatus is the source of this 1061-nucleotide messenger RNA. RefSeq lists its product as uncharacterized. The record is from RefSeq and is a predicted model, not a curated record. Bases 9 to 962 code for a protein of 317 amino acids. NCBI's taxonomy places the organism in Eukaryota, Fungi, Mucoromycota, Mucoromycetes, Mucorales, Mucoraceae. The transcript is spliced from 4 exons.